UAUGAAUUGAACAAUAUAGGCAUUUCAUUUUUGUAUUUUAGCGUAUAAAACCAAAACCCUCUUUCCCUCAAUUCCAUACUUCACUCUCUCCGCCUAAUCCAUAAACCUUAUCUCUUCAUUCCAAUGGAUUCUCAAACCCUAUCUUCUUCUUCUUCUUCUCAAUUUCACGAACCAAUUAACGGUGCCGUUAACGGUCACGGUUCCGAUUCCGAUGACGGUUUUGUUAGCGGCGAAGAGGAGUCUGAACCUUCCAGGCCAAUUCUCGUCAAUCCAGACACCGUCAAAUCUACCGUUGUUGAAGAAGAAGAGAGUUUCGAUGAUGUUUCUCCGAGACCUAUUGCGAAAGUGACAGCUGAUGAUGAAGAUGAAGCGGAGGAGGAAGAUUUGGAGAAUGGCGGCGAUGAUAGCGAUGAAAAUUUUGUUGAUGAAGUGAAGGAGGAUGAGGUUUUUGUUGAGGCGAACGAUGGGAAUGAGGUUUUUGUGGAGGCUGAUGAUAAGGGUUUUGAGGAGGGUGAUGGUGGAACCGUUGUAACCAAUAAUUUGGAUUCUGCGGUUUUGGGUGAUGGUGGAACUGUUGAAACUAAUAAUUUGGAUUCUGAGGUUGUGGGAUUGGUUUCUGGUGAUAAUUCGGGGGUUGGUGUUGUUGAAAAUGGCGAUGGUGGCGGUGAUGGUGAUGAGAAGUUUACGAGUGAUGGAGAUGUUGUAGUUGAUACACUGCAAGUUAAUCCUUUGGUGGAUGGAGGUGUUGCUGUUGUGGGGGGUGAAGAGGAAGUUAAGGUGUCUGAAAUUGAAGAGGUAGUGGCGCCUGCACCUGUUGUGAACCUUGAUAAUACUUUUGAACCUAUUGAGAAGGUUGGUGGGGAAGGUGUUUUUGAUGUGGUUGGUGGUAGUUUUGAAUCGUUUGAGAAGGGCGGUGAAGGUGUCGUGGAUGAUGAAGUUGUUGGUGGGGAUGCUGAGCCUGCUGGUGUUGAUGAUGGUGGUGUACGUGAGCAGACGAGUGACAUUGCUCCUACUGAUAAGGUUGGCGAUGUUGUUGAUGAAGGGGUUGUUGUAGAUGCCGAACCUGGUAACGUUGAUGAUGAUGUUGCCCAUGAGCAACUGAGUGACAUUGUUCCUACUGAGAAGGCUGGUGAUGUUGUUAUUGAUGAGGUUGUCGGUGGGGAUGCCGAGCCUGAUCAGGUUGUUGACAUUGGAGUUGAUGAUGGUGUUGCACGUGAGCAAGUGAGUGACGUUGCUCCUAUUGAGAAAGGUGAAGAAAGUUUAGAAGUUGUGAGUCGGAGUUUGGAGGCUGAGGAAGAUGGGAUAAGCAUAGAGGGUCGUGCUGUUGAGGGUGAAAUUGAGAGCCGUGUUGAUGGUGCUGUUGAGGAGGAAGAAGAGAGCAAUGUUGUUGAGGUGGAAGAAGAGAGCAAUGUUGUUGAGGUGGAAGAUGGGAGCAAUGUUGAUAAUGUUGUUGCAGAGGAAGAGGAGAGUAAUGUUGAUCGUGUUGUUGAGGUGGAAGAUGAGAGCCAUGUUGAUACUGCUGUUGAGGAGGAAGCGGAGAGCAAUGUUGACCGUGUUGUUGAGGUGGAAGAUGGGAGCCAUGUUGAUAAUGCUGUUGAGGGGGAGGCUGAGAGCAAUGUUGAUCGUGUUAUCGAGGUGGAUGAUGGCAGCCAUGUUGAGGCUGCUGUUGAUCAUCACGUUGACAGAGAGAUUGAUGACUCGGUGUCGGAUACGAAGGAUGAAUCAAUGAUCUUUGGAGGCUCCGAUUCUGCUAAUAAAUACUUGGAGGAAUUGGAGAAGCAAAUUAGGGCAAGUGAGAGUUCACAGGAUGACAGAAUUGAUGGCCAGAUUGUAACUGACUCAGAUGAGGAAGUGGAAUCUGAUGAUGAAGGAGAUAGCAAGGAGCUCUUUGAUACUGCUACUUUGGCUGCUCUCUUAAAAGCAGCAUCUGGAGCAGGAGGUGAAGAUGGCGGCGGUAUCACUAUAACUGCUCAAGAUGGAUCAAGGCUUUUCUCUGUCGAGCGCCCUGCUGGUUUGGGACCAUCACUUCAGACAGGUAAACCUGCGGUACGGUCAAACCGUCCCAAUCUUUUUGGUCCUUCCAUGAGUAGAGCUGGUACUGUUGUUUCUGAUACCAAUUUGAGCGUAGAAGAGAAGAUGAAACUGGAGAAAUUGCAGGAAAUUAGGAUAAAAUACCUAAGAAUGGUUCAGAGACUAGGUUUUACUACUGAAGAAUCAAUAGUAGCGCAGGUUUUGUAUCGGUUUACACUUGCCGCAGGGAGACAAACUGGUGAAAAUUUCAGCCUAGAUGCUGCUAAGGAGAGUGCUUCCCGGCUUGAAGCCGAGGGAAGAGGUGAUUUUGGAUUUUCUAUAAAUAUAUUGGUUCUUGGUAAAACUGGCGUGGGAAAGAGUGCUACGAUAAAUUCAAUUUUUGGUGAAACCAAGACCAGCUUCAGUGCAUAUGGUCCCGCUACUACUGCUGUGACAGAAAUUGUUGGAAUGGUUGAUGGAGUGAAAGUAAGGGUCUUUGACACACCAGGUUUGAAAUCUUCUGCAUUUGAACAAAGUUACAACAGAAAAGUCUUGUCUAAUGUGAAGAAAUUGACCAAAAAUUCUCCCCCUGAUAUUGUUCUUUAUGUGGAUCGCCUCGACCUACAAACUAGAGAUAUGAACGAUUUGCCCAUGUUGAGAUCAGUUACUACUGCCCUUGGUCCAUCGAUAUGGCGAAAUGUGAUAGUCACUCUGACUCAUGCUGCCUCUGCUCCUCCGGACGGGCCAUCAGGUUCCCCACUAAGUUAUGAUGUAUUUGUUGCUCAAAGAACUCAUAUUGUUCAACAAACCAUUGGUCAAGCUGUUGGUGACCUACGUCUUAUGAAUCCAAGUUUGAUGAAUCCAGUUUCUCUUGUUGAAAACCAUCCUUCAUGUCGGAAAAACAGAGAUGGCCAGAAGGUGCUUCCUAACGGUCAAAGUUGGAGACCUCUGUUAUUGCUUUUAUGUUACUCAAUGAAGAUUCUCUCAGAUGCUGGUAACCUCUCAAAAACUCCGGAAACAGCUGAUAACCGCAGGCUGUUUGGUUUCAGAACCCGCUCCCCACCACUUCCAUACUUGCUGUCUUGGUUGUUGCAGUCACGUGCUCACCCCAAACUCGCUGAUCAAGGUGGGAUUGACAAUGGUGAUUCUGAUGUUGAAAUGGCUGACUUAUCUGAUUCUGAUGAAGAGGAAGGUGAAGAUGAAUAUGACCAGCUCCCACCAUUUAAGCCUCUUAAGAAGUCACAAAUUGCUAAGCUUAAUGGAGAACAGAAAAAGGCAUAUCUUGAGGAGUAUGAGUACCGAGUGAAACUUUUGCAGAAGAAGCAAUGGAGAGAGGAGUUGAAAAGGAUGAGAGAGAUGAAGAAAAGAGGAGGUAAAACUGUUGAAAAUGAUAAUGGCUUUAUGGGGGAAGAAGAUGAAGAGAAUGGAAGUCCAGCAGCUGUGCCUGUACCAUUGCCUGAUAUGACGUUGCCACCAUCCUUUGAUAGUGAUAAUCCAGCCUAUAGAUACCGUUUCUUGGAACCAACUUCCCAGUUGCUGACAAGGCCGGUCUUGGACACCCAUAGUUGGGACCACGACUGUGGUUAUGACGGUGUUAACAUUGAAAACAGUGUGGCCAUCAUCAACAAAUUCCCGGCAGCAGUUACUGUUCAAGUAACAAAAGACAAGCAAGAUUUCAGCAUUCACUUGGAUUCAUCGGUUGCCGCUAAACAUGGAGAAAAUGGAUCGACCAUGGCAGGCUUUGACAUUCAGAACAUUGGAAAGCAGAUGGCAUACAUUGUUAGAGGCGAGACCAAAUUCAAAAAUUUCAAAAGAAAUAAAACUGCAGCUGGAGUAUCUGUGACAUUUUUGGGUGAAAAUGUGUCCACCGGUGUGAAACUUGAGGAUCAACUAGCACUGGGGAAACGAUUGGUAUUAGUGGGGAGCACUGGGACCGUGCGGUCUCAAGGUGAUUCUGCUUAUGGAGCCAAUGUUGAAGUGAGGCUUAGAGAGGCAGAUUUUCCAAUUGGACAGGAUCAGUCUUCAUUGAGUUUCUCUCUGGUGCAGUGGAGAGGUGAUUUAGCCUUGGGAGCCAAUUUCCAGUCACAGAUUUCUCUUGGGCGAAGCUAUAAGAUGGCGGUUCGUGCGGGAUUGAACAACAAGCUUAGUGGACAGAUCACUGUGAGGACAAGUAGUUCAGACCAACUUCAGAUUGCCCUUAUUGCUAUGCUUCCAAUUGUCAGGACUCUCUACAAGAACUUCUGGCCUGGUGCUAGUGAGAAAUACUCCAUCUAUUGAGUUCUUUUGCAUAUGCUGCCAGUUAAGGAUGUAGACUAUGAGGUUUGAGUGAGGUGGUUUAUGCGAAUUAGGAAUACAUGGCUUUAGCGGCAAUUCUUCUUCCUUGUCAAGGUAUUGAUAUCUUAGAAAAUAAAAUUAAAUGGGCUGUGAAUUAGGAAACAAUGUCUUUAGCAAUGCUCAGGUUUUGUGAACUGGAUUUAGAGUUGCAAAGAGGUUUUACAGUUCCCAGCAAAUCAACUUGAAAUUUUGUUUGUUGUUUCACUCAAUGACUAUUCAUAAUAUUGUAUGGCUAAGUUUCUCCCUUGGUUUCAAAUAUUUAUUUUACUCCUAGAAUUGUGGAGUUCGAUAUUAUUGAUUUUGAUUUAUGGAAAAACUUGGGUGGAGUGCUCAA
Molecule: messenger RNA, 4678 nt
Organism: Medicago truncatula (barrel medic)
Lineage: Eukaryota; Viridiplantae; Streptophyta; Magnoliopsida; Fabales; Fabaceae
Product: translocase of chloroplast 159, chloroplastic
Exons: 2
Coding region: 124-4287 (1387 amino acids)
Biological process (GO): protein targeting to chloroplast
Cellular component (GO): chloroplast outer membrane
Molecular function (GO): GTPase activity; GTP binding
Source: RefSeq, a predicted model, not a curated record